UCACCUCUGGUCAGUCUGCGAGUUAUUCGCCAUUGCUAGACACAUUCUUUGGAAGCGAAAAAGAUUGGUGAAAAUCCUAAUAAAUAGAAAGAGGACCGUGCAAUUUUAAGCAAUCGAUUAACUGAACCUUUGCGCUUACUGUUACCGAUCAGUAAAGAGUGUUACAAAGGAGAAUAUAAAGGAAAAGUAAAAAAAAGAUGCGAGGACGCGGCGGCUUCAUUCCACGUGGUAGUGGCACCACUCGCGGCGGCUACUACAAUAAUCGUAAUUCAAGCAAUUAUGUUAAUACUCGCACCCAGGGCAAUUAUCGCCCCAAUAAUGGCCGGUAUGAGAAUAACUACCACAACAACAACAAUCGUUACAACAAUAGCGGAGGAGGAAAUAGCCACUAUGAUAACCGGAGCAGGGACAAGUUCAACCAUCACAAUUCGAGCAGCGGGCGCUACGAAUCCAGUUCAUCGGGGCACAAGCGCAGCUAUGACUCAUCUCGCGAUCGCAGCGACGACCGAAAACGACCGCGCCAAGACGAUUACCGUCGUACGACCUCAUCGAAUGAUCGCAGCGAUCGACCCUCGUCCUCAUCGCAGAAUAUUGGCUCCUCGUCGUCGAACUAUCAUCAGCGUAGCAGCACCGGCGGCACUGGCAAUAGCGGUGGCGGUAGCUCAAGCUCCUACCGGCCUCGGGAUGAUUCCACCAGCGGAAGCCGGCAUCAGCGGGACGGAUCGAUGGGUCCACCAAAGCGGAUGAUGCGCAGCGUGGCCGGCACCAGCUAUAUAUCCCGACCCCGCGGCACAAUGUCGAUGAGAGGCGGCAUGAUGCGCACUGGGAUGCGGGUGGGAGGAAUGCGCGUUGUGCGCACCCGGGUCAACGAAUCGAAUGACCUGCGCACAAUGCGUCGCCAACUGCUCUAUGCACAGCAGAAAGACCGGGCCCGCCUGCUUAAAAUUCAGCAGCUGAAAAGCUCGUUGCGACGACAACGCCAGGGCGGGAAUUCCAGCGGCGAUUCCAGCGGCAAUGAAGACAAGGACGGCGAUGAUGCUGAGAAAAGCAAGAAGAAGAAAAGCAAGGACAAGGACGGAGAUGGAGGGGAUAACUCUGACUCUGAUGAUGAUCAUGACGAUGAUGACGAUGAUGAGAAGGACGACAAGAGCAAGAAGUCGUCGUCUGGUAAAAAGCGCAGCAGCAAGUCGGGCAACGAUGACAAGAGCGACGCCGAUGGCCACGAAGACGACGAUGAGCACGGUGACGGCGAUGACGAUGAUGAUAAGGACCUGAAUGAGUCCAAAAGCGCCAAGGCCGAUGACGCCUCCGAUGACGACGAUGUCAAGGCAAAGGGCGAAGAUGAGACCGGCGAUGGUGACAAGUCGGACGAAAAGGCCAAGUCGUCGGCAGAGAAGUCAGGUAAGAAAAAGGACAAGGAUGACUCGAAGGACUCCAAGUCGAAGAAGUCUAGCAAGAAGGAGCGAUCGUCGCGUAAGGACAAGGACGACUCGGACGACGAUCGUCGUAGCUCUCGUCAUCGGGAUGACGACCACAACAAUCGCAAGCGCAGCUUCAUCAAGCUCAUUUGCGUCCACUGCCGCAUCAAGUGUGUGACUUUUAAGGAGUACAACUACCAUCUGAACUCUCGCUCUCACAAGAACUCCAUGCGCCAGGUGGCUUUAAAUCAGCGAGCUGAUCUGCAGCGGAUGCGUACCCGCCAACGCACCACGCAACGUGAGAUCGAGGAGAACAGCAAGGAAGAGCACGAAUCCCGCUAUUGCCGACUCUGCCGUUUGGCCUAUCGCCAGCCCAAGAAUCUUCACCAGGCUUCCGAGCAUCACAAGACCAUUAAGAAGUUCUUGAUGCCGUAUUGUGGCUCUUGCCAUUUGGCCUUUAAGAAUGCCAUGCUUUACGAGAAUCAUCGUUGCUCCCUCGAUCACAUUAGGAACAAGGCCCGCAACGAUGAGUCUGGAUCUGAUGAUAGCGUGGAUGAGCGCGAGAUUGAUUUGAAUAAAUUUCACACCGUGGACUCCGUAGGCGAGAUCGAUGUAGAUAUGAUUGAUGCUGAUGUGGAUGCCAUGGUGACCGAGGCAGAAGCCGCAUUAAAAAGCGAGGAUGAAGAGACGCGUAAGCGCGCUCUAAUUGGUCCCGACAAUGUGAAGACUAUCGAGGCUUUCUACUGCGGAUUAUGCAACCACUAUUCUGCCAAGACUGAUGACGUUUCACUAGAGGACUACACUAAGAAGCAUUGCUUGCAGCAUUCCCACGUUAAGGCUUUCCUGCGCAAAAAGGAGGAAACUGAGAAGAAGAAUAAGACAGAGGCUGAUGACGAUGACAAUGAUAAGGACAAGAAGGCCGAUGAUGAUGAUGCGGAAGGUGAUGAGGACAUCGAUGACAAGUCGAACGAAGAUGACGAUGAAAACUUCGGAGAUCGAGAUGGAGAAGAUGGUGAUGAAACCCAUGACGAAAAGUUAUGGGAGGAGGUCGACAAGGAUCUGGGCGACCUGCUGGCGGAAGUUGAACCUCUGGGACAGGAAGAAGAUGAGGAGGAUGAGGACGAGUCCGUGCUUAACAUUGACAUUGCAAGUGAGAAAAACAAGCUUAAAGAUGCCAAGGAGGAAGCGAACGGCGAUGGCGAUGAGGGAGAAAAUACAGACAACGAGCCGGCGGCAAAAUCGCCGGAGAAAAAGCCCGCUUCCUCGCCAGCCACACCAACGGCCAAGAGCACCGCUAAGCAGUCGGUCAAAAAGACAACGCCUAAGCCAGCUGGCAAAGCCGCCAAACCUGGUCCAGCUUCAACGAAGCGCAAUGUCUUGGUCAGUGUGAAGCGUACUUCGGCGGCCGCCAUAAAAGCUGCCACCAAGUCCACGAACAACGCGGCAUCCGACUCCAAGUGAGCGACAUUCAAGCAGCACUAAUAUAUUAGUAAUGGCAACAACCAAACCCAGUGAAUGGGUUGCUACAAACAUAUUUCAAAUAUAUAACAUAACUAUAAUGUGCUCAAAAAAAAAAAAGUGCACACCAAUGCCCAACCCGAGCUGCUCUGUCAUCAGGCCACCGAGUCCAGCAAGCUUAAUAAAUGUCUAGACCUAACUAAACCAA
Messenger RNA from Drosophila eugracilis, 3084 nucleotides. RefSeq names its product protein starmaker (gene Ciz1). The record is from RefSeq and is a predicted model, not a curated record. The transcript is spliced from 8 exons. Bases 198 to 2879 code for a protein of 893 amino acids. NCBI's taxonomy places the organism in Eukaryota, Metazoa, Arthropoda, Insecta, Diptera, Drosophilidae.